Molecule: messenger RNA, 2181 nt
Organism: Cynara cardunculus var. scolymus (artichoke)
Lineage: Eukaryota; Viridiplantae; Streptophyta; Magnoliopsida; Asterales; Asteraceae
Product: beta-amylase 8
Exons: 10
Coding region: 21-2003 (660 amino acids)
Biological process (GO): polysaccharide catabolic process
Molecular function (GO): beta-amylase activity
Source: RefSeq, a predicted model, not a curated record
GGGAGAAAAUGCAGUAGAAAAUGAACAGUAACAAUCACGACGGCACCCACCAUCACCACCUCCAACCCCACACUGACAAUACCUCCUCACGUUCCCAACCUCAGCAGCAGCGCCGUCCACGUGGCUUCGCUGCGGCGGCGAUGGGCGUCUCCACCGUUACCACAACCAUCAACAACAAUCCUAGGGGCAGUAGAAACGAGAGAGAGAAAGAAAAAGAACGAACCAAACUUCGAGAACGCCACCGCCGCGCCAUCACCAGUCGUAUGCUUGCUGGUCUCCGCCAGUACGGCAACUUCCCUCUACCUGCACGCGCCGACAUGAACGACGUUCUGGCCGCCCUUGCCCGCGAGGCCGGUUGGAUCGUCGAACCCGAUGGUACCACUUUUCGUCAAUCCCCACCCACUUCUAAAUUGGGUGUGUACCCUGGAAGGUCUGUAGAAAGUCCAUUAUCGAGUAGUUCGUUAAAGAGUUUUCCUGUGAAAGCAUCAUUGGAUUUUCCACCAUCUGUUCUCAGAAUCGACGAGAGUCCAUCGCCUGCUUCUCUUGAUUCUGUUGUGGUGCCAGGAAGAGGGAGCACAGAAUGUGAGAAAUAUGGUGCCAGCCCUAUCAAUUCACAAGACUGUUUGGAGACCGAUCAGCUUAUGCAAGAAGGGCAUAUGGUUGAGCAAGUAUUCAACUUUUUAGGGACUGCAUAUAUCCCUGUUUAUGUGAUGCUUGGAACCGGCUUGAUCAACAAGUUCUGUCAGUUGAUAGACCGUGAUGCUGUUAGAAAGGAGCUAAGGCUUCUGAAAUCAUUGCAUGUAGAUGGUGUAUUCGUAGACUGUUGGUGGGGUAUUGUUGAAUCCCAGGGUCCACAGAAAUAUAAUUGGUCUGGAUAUCGGGAAUUAUUCAACAUUGUCCAUGAAUUUGAGCUGAAAUUACAGGUUGGGCUGGCAUUUCAUGAGUAUGAAGGGAAUGAUUCCGGGGGGAUAUCUAUACCCCUCCCCCAGUGGGUUCUUGAGAUUGGGAAAGAAAACAAGGAUAUUUUCUUUACGGACCAUGAAGGACGAAGAAACACUGAAUGCUUAUCUUGGGGUGUUGAUAAAGAACGAGUAUUGAAAGGAAGAACCGGCGCUGAGGUUUAUUUCGACGUCAUGAGAAGCUUCAGAACGGAGUUUGAUGAUAUGUUUGUUGAAGGUCUUAUUACUGCUGUCGAAAUCGGACUGGGAGCCUCGGGAGAACUGAAGUAUCCUUCUUUUUCAGAACGGAUGGGAUGGAGAUAUCCUGGUAUUGGUGAGUUCCAGUGUUAUGAUAAAUAUUUGCAACAGAAUUUACGCAAAACUUCAAGUCUUCGUGGUCACACUUUUUGGGCUCGAGGACCUGAAAAUGCCGGUAAUUACAAUUCUAGGCCACAAGAAACGGGUUUCUUCUGUGAACAAGGUGAUUAUGACAGCUAUUAUGGGCGUUUUUUUCUCCAAUGGUACGCUCGGUCCUUAAUAGAUCACGCCAAUACUGUUCUCUCUCUUGCAAGUCUAGCAUUUGAGGAAUUACAGAUGGUUGUUAAGAUUCCGGCUGUUAACUGGUGGUAUAAAUCUAGAAGCCAUGCAGCUGAGCUCACAGCUGGAUAUUAUAACCCUGCUAACCGAGAUGGGUACUCGGCACUCUUUGAGGUUCUUAAGAAAUACUCAGUUGCAGUGAAGUUUGUCUGCUCAGAACUGCAGAUUUCUAGUGACGCAAGUGAUGAAUCACUUGCCGAUCCAGAAGGGUUGACAUGGCAGGUACUGAAUUCCGCUUGGGAACAAGGUUUAUCUGUAAGCGGUCAAAAUGCAUUUCUAUGUUACGAUAAAGAGGUAUUCAUGAGAUUAGUCGAGACUGCAAAGCCAAGCAAUGAUCCGGAUCAUCAUCACUUUACAUCCUUCACUUUUCAACCGCCCUUGCCUUUGGUUGAACGAACAAUAUGCUUCUCGGAACUGAACCACUUCAUCGGAUGCAUGCAUGGAGAAAACGCGGGAACGGAAAUGUGAUUGCUAUGGAAGUUGGUUUUAACGUGAGGGAAGAUGGCGCGCGAGCGAUCGUGAAGUGCAUUCCUACCAUUUGGGCAAGUGCCCUCUUAGAUGCCCAUCUACAAAACUAUAACCUGUUGUAAUUGUUGAAAUAUUGGCCUAAAAACAAGAAAUUUGUUAUCUUUUUCAUUUGCCUUGC